GGCUCUGAGAUUUUGUCAUCUUACACCUGUCAGUCACUGUCAUCGUAUUUUGUUGUGAAAAAAAAAACAAAACUCUGAUUCUGUGUAUUGAUCAAAUCAUUAUUAAGUUCUAAAAUUAAAUAUAUUUUAAUAUUUAUUAAAUGAAAAUGAAUUUAGAUUACACAAAAACGUGGGUUUUGCAGUCUGAUGUAUGCCGAUGCUGUCUAGCGGCUAGUGGAACAUGCGAUAUGACCAUCGCUUAUAUUUCCGACUCAGGAAUAAAAGAAAUUUAUCAUGAUAAGUUACAAGAAACGUUUGGGAUUUCUCUACUCCGGGACUCAGGAAGACCUCUGAUAUGCACGCUUUGCGUCACCCAGCUGAGACUGGCCAGCAAUUUCAAGAAGCAGGUAUUGGAUGCUGAGAGGCAGUUCAAUCUCUUCCUCCAUAAUACAGUUGUUACAGAAAAACUACAAAAAGAUAAUCCAAUAAAGGAAAAAGAGAUUAACAAAGCUGAUGAUUCCAAUAAUACAGAAACAGCAAAUUUUGAAAACUAUAAAAAAUCAGCAUUAGUAAAAACACAUAAUACUGAAGCGACUCAAGAGAAAGGGAGAACAUUUGAAAAAUGUAUGGAGAAUGAAAAUGGAGAAAUUACAGAUCCUGGAUACGACUCUGAUACUCCUAUAUCUGUAUUAAUCAAAACUUAUUCUCAAGAAAAAGGUUUUGUUUUUGCAAGUACUGAAAAAGCUGUAAAAGAAAAAAAAAUUGACAAAAAUGAUAAAAAAGAUGAACAUAAAGAGAAAAACAAAAAGAUAUCAGAAAGGAAACGAGUUAUUUUAACUUGCGGCAUUGUGCUAAAAGAUACAACAGCUUGUCCAUUCAGACAUCACAAGAGCUGGUUCCAAUGUUUCUUCUGUCUUGAAGAUUUCAUGGAUAUAAAUACAUUAAAAAGACACACUUUUAACAACCAUAAAGAUAUCGAUGCAGAAUUAAAAAAAAUAAAAUGCUUACCAAGGUCAUUACAAAUUGACAUAUCGAAUCUGCAAUGCCGCCAUUGUUCUGUGACAUUGACAGAUGUCAAUUCGAUGCGACGCCAUCUUGCCGAAGUUCAUAACAAAUUGAUUUAUACAGAACACAUAGCGGAUUACAAGGUCAAUUCAAGUCCGUACUCAUGUCAUAUUUGUAAACGUGAAUUUCACGUUUUCAGAACAUUGACGACACAUCUAAACGAACAUUACCCAAAUUGUAUAUGCGAUGUUUGUGGUAAAUCAUUUUUGAAUACAAAGCGAUUGAAAGUACACAAACGUAUACACGAAAAUGGUGUUUAUCCUUGCAAAGAAUGCGGGAAAGUGUUAAAAACGAAAACAUCUAUAGCUAAUCAUAUGGAAAGUCAUUCUAAACGCAUAAUAAAAUGUCAAAUAUGUUUCAAACCGAUGAAACAUUACAAUGCAAGAAUAAAACAUAUGUCCGAAGAGCAUAAUAUAAGACAUAAAUUCAAAUGUCAUAUAUGUAAUCGAGAAUAUAAUAUAAAACAUUAUUUAGCUACACAUAUAAGACAGACACAUGGACAUAAAAAUAAAAAAUGUUCAGAAUGCCAUAUGGCUUUUAUUACUAACCACGGUUUGAAGAAACACAUGUUGAAACAUACCGGUGAAAAACCAUUUACUUGUACGAUUUGCUUAAAAUCUUAUGCAAGAAGUUAUACUCUAAAGGAGCAUAUGCGAGCACAUGCAGAUAGACGGAUAUGCACAUAAAAUGUACCAGGUCUAAAAGACCUCAUGUUAUUUUACCGGGCUUUUAAGACCUUGUAAUCAUGGAAAGUUGAAACUGUGUCCAGAAUGUGAUUAUUUCCAUAUGUUUCAUAAUAAAUGUUUUUUUUUUUAAAUUAUAUUUGGCGUUUUAUUUACCAGGUUCAAAUUGUAAGGUUUUAAG
Messenger RNA from Papilio xuthus (Asian swallowtail), 1908 nucleotides. Its product is annotated as zinc finger protein 425. Gene Ontology annotation, biological process: regulation of transcription by RNA polymerase II. The transcript has 5 exons. Gene Ontology annotation, cellular component: nucleus. Lineage: Eukaryota; Metazoa; Arthropoda; Insecta; Lepidoptera; Papilionidae. Bases 141 to 1730 code for a protein of 529 amino acids. Gene Ontology annotation, molecular function: RNA polymerase II transcription regulatory region sequence-specific DNA binding; zinc ion binding; DNA-binding transcription factor activity, RNA polymerase II-specific. The record is from RefSeq and is a predicted model, not a curated record.